Molecule: messenger RNA, 3274 nt
Organism: Lytechinus pictus (painted urchin)
Lineage: Eukaryota; Metazoa; Echinodermata; Echinoidea; Temnopleuroida; Toxopneustidae
Product: alpha-N-acetyl-neuraminyl-2,3-beta-galactosyl-1,3-N-acetyl-galactosaminide alpha-2,6-sialyltransferase-like
Exons: 5
Coding region: 160-1659 (499 amino acids)
Molecular function (GO): sialyltransferase activity
Source: RefSeq, a predicted model, not a curated record
AGCCGCGGGAUCCAUAUCGAUAGCAGCGCCAACGAAUUUUCUUGCUGUUUUUUUAAUUUAUGUAAAUGCCUAACGUUAGGCCCGAGCUCCUGCCUGGUGGAUCAGACAGCCAAAUACGGAAUAUAUGGAAUUGUGUGUUAACUGUAAACAAUAAUUGCCAUGGCGGGAGAUUUCCAUUCUUUCAAGCAAAGGAUUUGUCAAAGAAUUCUGAAGAUGAGGGAUUGUGCGCUUAUGAUAACAUCGCUAUAUUCGGUGUUUAUGUUCAUUGUUGUGUGCUACCUUCUCCAUCGAUCACCUCCCAAAGUACAAACCGUAAAUGGCAGAUAUCAGCGAUUUCGGUUUAUAGGUAGUCCCACAGAGGACAUCAGCGAUACGGAGUCCACAUCGCCUAACCGAAGUCCGAACACUGGAUACUUCAUUCUGGAUACAAAUGAAACAUUCACUAAGCGGUGCUCACGGUGCUCGUUGGUCUCGAGUAGCGGUCACCUCUAUGAAUCAGGAGCAGGUGCCGACAUCGACAGCGCCGACUGUGUGAUCAGAAUGAACACCGCCCCCGUCACCGGCUGGACGGAGGACGUCGGCGCUCGAACCGACAUCCGUAUCAUCGGACACGUCAACCUACCGCGGGGCCUUGUGAAAAAAAGUAUCCUGCGACAAGAGAUUCUGGUGGAUGAGCAAACCAGAGCCAGCUAUAUCAUCGUUCCAUGGCUCUACGACGAGAAGAUCAACAUGUCGACUCAUAGGAUUUUCAAGAUUGCGCGGGAUUUCAAAGGGCGGUUUCCCCAAGUGAACUUUGUUUUCUUGACUAGAGAAAAGUACGAAGCGUCCGAGAGAAGGUUCAAGCUUGAGACGGGAUUUUCGAGAACUCAAAUCAAAACAUGGUUUAGUACCGGUUUCGUGUCCAUGAUGUUCGCCCUCGAUGUAUGCGACAAAGUAGAGGUUUAUGGACUAUCAACAUCACAAUUUUGCAUUGUCCAUCCCAAAUCCAAGGUCCCAUAUCACUACUAUGAACCCGACGGAGCAAGGGAAUGUUCCUUCCAGCGAACCAAUGAACUCGGACUGGGCGACGGCCAUAAAUUCAUGACGGAACGUGCCAUGUUUGCCCGCUGGUCUCUCAUCUACGACAUCACGUUCCACUAUCCAUCUUGGAAGGCCACUAUCAAGAACGCCACCGGUAAUUUGGAUACGCCGUUCCUACGGAAGUACAAGGAAGCGCUGAAGACGGGAAAGCUGGAUGAUAUUCCGCAGUACGUCUACAGGAACGGGAAGCGGUACCGCGUCAUUUACCGGCGCGUUCCAAGAAAGGUUGCAAGAGCAAAAACGAACCAGACAAAAGAGAUUGUCAACAAGCCUCCAGGAAAUCAAACAUCAGAGAACAUGGCUUUACAAACUAACGACCAGAACCAGAAUGGUAAGAGUAAUGAUACCCUGAUAAAGGAAAGAAGUAUCGAGAAAGAUGUAGAAAAAGAAUCUCCAGGUUCACCUAAAAACGAUACGAAUGGGAUCGAGAAAAAGGCUCAUGAGGAUGGAAAGUCAAAAUCAAAAGUGGCCAUCAAAAGCCAGGAUCGGACAUCCAAUAAGGCCAAAUCGCAUAUAAUAAAGAGAACGAUUGUCAAGAGAGUCGUUAGGAAAAAGCACAAUCAAACCGAUAAAGACUGAUGAUUUUCUGUACAGUGUUUUUUUUUAACAAUUUUUAUUGAACAUUGUUAUGAAGUUGAUGGAGCGGUCAAAAUGUACAGUAAAGUUAUAAUCUAUGAUUCAUCUCUAUAUGAGGUUUAAUAACAUUUUGAUCACUCAUGCUCAUUACGUCAAGGGAAAGAUCUCUUUCCUGUGAGUUCUAUCCAGUCCUAUUGCUUUCCAAAUGACGUGAAGGUAAUAACUGUGGUCCAGUUGACUCCCAGCGAAUCUAACAAUGUUCAUACAAAUACUUCUCCGGAAAGAUGUCUCGCCUUGAUUUCAUCUAUCAUGUUCAUUUUCCACUGGGGAUAGUACCCCCCCCCCCCCCCGCUGCCGUGUUUCAGAUAUCGUUUUACUUCACGGGAAAAAUAUCUAGCCGGGAUUCCAUUUCCCACGUUGAUUUACCACUCGGAUGGAUAUCUUUCCCGAACGAUAUAUUACGGGGAGUCCGUAUCCCUCGUUGAUUUACCAUCGGAGUAGAUAUCUUUCCCGAGAUUCUGAAUUUCUUUCACGUACAUCCCAGGAAAACAAUAUCACAUGGAUGUGAGUUAUCAGGAUCUCGAAAAGAUAUCUUACUGAGAUUCCAUCUUCCGCUUUCAUUAUCCACCCGUGAAAGUUUUUUUUUGUCGGGAUUCUAAAAGCCCUCAUCCAUUUAUACACCAGGAAAGAUAUUUUGCCGAGAUUCCAUUCCGGCUAUACCAUAGUAAUUUACCAACGGGAUAAGUAUCUUUCGCGGGAUUCUAAUUACUCACAUCCACGUACAUCCCGGGAAAGAUAUAUUGCCGAGAUUCCUUCUCUCGUGUCCAUUCACCAACCGAGAUAUAUUUUUCUCCCGGGAUUCUAAUAACAUAAAUCCAUGUGCAUCCCGGGAAAGAUAUCUUGCAGAGAUUCUCUCCCGUCUUUGUUCACCAACCGGGAUAGAUUUCUUUCCCCAAGACUUUUAAACACCCACUGUGACCCACAUCCAUAUCUUUCCCGGAAGAUAAUCUUCUCCAUGAUUUUACAUGUAAUUGCACAUUUUUGUUAUGCCAUGGGAUUAAUCUGCAGGUGAAUGUAUGAAAAGAUUGGGGGGGGGGAAUGAUAAAAUUGAUUCAUCGGACGACUUCACAUUAUUUGUCAAAAAAAUAAAUAAAUAGCGUUCAUUAUCUAGAAUUACAAACGGUAAAGUAUUCUGAUCUCGUAAUUGACUUAUUCUGUGUAAUACAUGUAUAGAUAGUUUUCAAAUUUUGAUUGUUACGGCAGUUGAUUGUAUAAAAGUUCAUAUAAUUUUAUUGGACAUUCAACUAUUGAACUUGUGUUAAAGAUGAUGAAUAGCAUGAUUUGAUGAUGCACUGAUCUGCGUGUGACACUAACUUUCGAUCACUAGUUGUGGGCAUUAGUAUUUAGUAGGCAUAUAUGUACACAGCAUGAUAUCAUGCACUACAUGAGUGCAUAUUUUUAUUACUGUCUUUCAUGUGGAAUUGGAUCUUGCUUUAAAACUACAAGAAUUUUCUUGAAUUCAGAUAUAGUCAUGAUGGUAUCUAUUUAUGUUUUGUUAUCAAUGUACAUAUUUUAACGUUGGAAUCUUGCGAUAUAUGCAUGCAGUAAAGAUCGGUUG